AUGAAGUUAACUGCUGCUUUGAUCGUACGUGUUGUCUUUGCAAAUGGAGACAUACUACCUUUCGUAAGAAUGUUCAGGUUUGCGAUUGUGCAUGCACCUGGUCGUUGCUACAACUGGGGUCUUCAUGGACAUUGCCCUCGAGAUUUGCCUGCUGGUGACAGGAAGAACAAAUGUAAACGAUUUGGAGAGUGGGGUCACAUGGAGAGUAACUGCGAUAACAGUCCUAAGAAGCUCAGGUUUGUUCUCUUCGAUGGCGUUGAGAGCAAUGUCAUGUGA
Microthlaspi erraticum is the source of this 276-nucleotide messenger RNA. Lineage: Eukaryota; Viridiplantae; Streptophyta; Magnoliopsida; Brassicales; Brassicaceae. The record is from the annotation of a GenBank genome assembly.